Molecule: messenger RNA, 732 nt
Organism: Brugia malayi
Lineage: Eukaryota; Metazoa; Nematoda; Chromadorea; Rhabditida; Onchocercidae
Exons: 6
Coding region: 1-732 (243 amino acids)
Source: RefSeq, a predicted model, not a curated record
AUGGAUGAUGAACAGCUGCGCCAACUUAUUGCUUCUCUAUGUAUUUUAUCAAAAGAAGGAUCUAUUCCAUUGAAUACGAUCAGUGUAUUAGUUAGUUCAGCACCAUUCGAAAAAUUGGCUUAUUAUUUACAUCAACGUUGGCUAUCGGAGGAAAAUUUCACAAAAAUUGCUGCACAUAUCAUUUUGCAGCAUUAUCGUAUGCAUGAGAAAGAUUUUGGCUUAUUCUCCUGUUGCUUGGCACAUAUUUUAUCGGAUUUUCGAUCCAGACAUCAAAUCAGGGAAGGAAAUAAACUUGUUUUUAGGAAUAUUGUUCGAGCAAUACUAGACUUCUAUCCUGUUUAUAAAGAAACUGAUGCAGCAGUAAGCGAAUGUUUGAUCGAACCGAUGUUUACUUCAUUUGAAGAUCUAAUCAAUGAUGAUUCUGAUGAAAAAGAUAUUAAAACUGCUGCAGAAUUGAUCAUAGAUCACGGCAAAACAUUAUUAAAGAUUAGACCUGGUAAAUGUGACAGUUUUAUAGUGGCAUUACGAAUACACCUUUGUGAAGGUGAUUUCAAACCUGUAACUCGACGACUGAUAUUACAGGCCAUUGAUUUCUGGACUUAUAGAUGGGACAGUGAAAUAAUGCCUUUCUGUAUCAAACAAUUCUAUGAACCAUCCAUAGAGUUCAUCAAAAAUCUUAAACAAACAUCAAGAAUGCCAUCAGAAAGCAGAAGAAAAGAAAGUUUUGUAUAA